This is a messenger RNA of Haemonchus placei, 1083 nucleotides long. The record is from the annotation of a GenBank genome assembly. NCBI's taxonomy places the organism in Eukaryota, Metazoa, Nematoda, Chromadorea, Rhabditida, Trichostrongylidae.
AUGAACUUCAACCCCGACUACGAGACUAUAGCCACAGCAUUCGUGCAGCACUACUAUUCCAAAUUUGACCAGGGAGAUGGAAUGGCUCGUGCUCAAGGUCUGGGUGAUCUAUACGAUCCCGAAAACUCCUACAUGAGCUUCGAAGGAGUACAAUGUAAAGGCCGUGAUGCCAUACUUGCGAAAUUCAGUAGUUUGACCUUCAAGCAAAUUCAACGCGCCAUAACUAAGUGUGACUCACAACCUCUUUACGAUGGCUCGAUUCUCGUAAUGGUACUUGGUCAGCUCAAGGUUUGCUUUUCCAGACAGAUGACGACCCAAUCAAUCCAUUUUCGCAAAUUUUUAUUUUGCGACCAAACACUACCGGCUCAUUUUUUAUUGGGAAUGAAAUCUUUCGUCUUGAUCUUCACAACAACUGAAAGGCUCUUUUAUGGAGUUUUGUAUCUUUGUACCUCCCCUUCAGUUGUUUUUGCUUACAUUGUGCUUACAUGUCUCCUUGUCAUCUCGCGUGAGUUCUGCGGUUCCCUUAUGUCGUGUAUGGCGAAUCCAAGAUUAUCAGUAAUGGUGAAGGUAGCAACUAAGGGCCAGAAAGAAAUUUUUGAAGAGAACAGGAGUACUAUCAUAACUUUUGGAGCAGCAUGUUUGGUUGCAACUGUCGUACAUUGGUGCGCUUGUUUGUUCCUUUUGGAAUGCAAUAAUAAUGCAUAUAUUUACUUCGGAAUAUCGGUAUUCAUCGAGGUCGUAGCUCUUGCCUUUAUGAAGAGCAUGGCAGGUGCGCGGUUUGAUGAACGCGGCCGCGUUACUGACGCAGGUAUGGAUCUAAACGAUCCUCAAGCGUUUGGCGAAUAUUGUAAGGACGUGAUUAUUGUCACCGUUUUUGUUCAGAUUCUAGCUCUUUACUCUUCAUUCGCGUACUUGAUCCUCUUAGUAAUCCCUGCAGCUGCUGCGUACAAGGUAGACUGUUUGAUUUUCUUCGGUUUGAUACUACCAUGGAUCACUGCUCCAUCAGGAGAUAACAAUGAAGAGAUGGACGACAAGAAAAUGAGAAAACGCGAACGCCGAGAGAAGAUAGUCUAUCGAAGAUAA